GCGAAAAGCGCGCACGGGUGACGUCACUUCGUACGGGACUCCGCCAGGGGGGGAGUCGCGCGCUGACGGCGUCGCCAUGGAGCCGAGGGAGGGUGUUUCCAAACAAGACAUUCGUGAGCAGAUUUGGGACUACAUGGAGUCGCAAAAUUUAGCUGAUUUUCCCCGGCCUGUUCAUCACAGGAUUCCCAACUUCAAGGGUGCUUCUCGGGCUGCUGAGCAUUUCCCACGCUUACAGGCGUUCAAAAUGGCCAGAACCAUUAAAGUCAAUCCUGACGCUCCCCAGAAAAAUGCCCGCUUCUUCGUCCUGGACAGCAAAAAAACGUUGCUGGUUCCAACACCACGACUGAGAACGGGGUUGUUUAAUAAGAUCAUACCACCCCCCGGGGCAACGAAAGAUGUCUUGAGAAGAUGUGCCACCUCUGAGGGUGUGAGGAACCACAGCGCUCCCGUGGGCUUGGAUUCCAGGGUCCUUGUGGACUUGGUGGUGGUGGGGUCCGUGGCUGUUUCUGAAAAAGGCUGGAGAAUUGGAAAGGGAGAAGGCUAUGCUGACCUUGAAUACGCCAUGAUGGUGUCGAUGGGAGCAGUCGGCCCGGGGACGCCAGUGGUCACCAUCGUCCACGACUGCCAGGUUGUCAACAUACCUGAAACACUCCUUGAGGAUCACGACCUCACAGUGGACUAUAUCCUCACCCCAACGCGAGUUAUCACCACAGGGUGUGAGCGCCCUAAGCCAGCGGGAAUCACAUGGUCCAAGAUCAGCUGGGAGAUGCUGGGGAAAAUCCCAAUUCUCAGAAGCCUGCGCUGCAGAGAGGAGCAGGCUGGGAAGGAUGUCACCCUUCGGGAUGAGCCCCGGCACCUUCCGGCCACCCCAAGCAUCGUCAGAAAGCCGCGGGGCCUGCCCCCGCCAGAGCUGGGCUCCGGGCAGGUGGAGGAUGCGCCUUCCAACACUGUUUAUGUCGGGAACCUCCCACGGAACGCCCGAGUGAGCGAGCUGAAGACAGCCCUCGGCGUGCUGGGUGUGGCACCCCUCCGGCUCACCUGGCAGGGGCCACAGCGCAGGGCCUUCCUCCACUACCGGGAUGCCGCCUCGGCCCAGCGGGCCCUCUUGUGCCUGCAGGGCUUCCACCUGGGCGCCAAUGCCUUGAAGGUGGCACGGGCCAGGCAGCAGAGGGCCAGUGAUCUGGUGGGUGGCCAUGCUGAAGAGCCACACCCUGACCAUCGCCCUAGCAUCGCUGACCCAUGACCAUGUUUCGCUCUGGUCCCCAGCGAACUUCGCAGCCAGCACAGCAGGAUGUGGUGGAGCGAGUGCUGCGUGGCCUACUUUGAGUUCAAGCCUUUCUGGGGAAUUGGCUCCAGUUACUGCCCUGCAGUCUUCAGAGGAGCAGGGAAGUCAGCCCAUAAUGCACGUCCCACCUUCUGGAGCCAGAAAGCUCCACGUCCAGGUUCUGGUUUUCCUUGGUCCUACAGCCUGUUGGAUGUCACAGCCCUGCUGGUUUCUUGGUUUAGGGGACAGAGUGGGCAAUAAACAAGUAGAAAAUGGCGGCAGCAAUUUAGAGGAAUCUGAAUUCUGGAUUUGCAAGGCGCAGAGGAUUAAGGGAUGGUGGAUGGAGGAUCCGGACGGGGAGGCCCAGAUGUAGGAGCACGGAGGGGCAAAACCAGGAGGCACCUUGUGUUCCUGAUUCCUUGGCCUGGCACUGCUGGAGGGGGAAAGGUACAUUCAGGUCAGAGAAGCCCGGUGGUUCAGUUCCCUGGGUACAAACUGCUUGUCACAUCUUAGUGCUGGUGUUGGACAUGGAGGCUGGUCUGACAUGGCCCCUUGGCUGUGUGGUCUCACCUUUGUCCCUUCCUUACCUUCCCAGCCGGGCUACUUCCUCUGGGUGAGCACCCCUGCUCUCGGCCAGCUGCCCUUGCACAGCAGGGAGCUCUGUCCUAGGGGACCCUGGCUUUGGAAAACAGAUUGUCCCGGCCUAUAUCACAGGCGAGGCCAGAUGUUCACACUCCUGCUUGCCCCCCGCCAUAUGAUUUCUGGGUCUUUUCCUCCAGUUCUCUGUUCCUAAAAAGCAAGCUGGAUUUUGGCAGAACAGUGCUUUCUAACCAGAAGUGCUUUUGCAAUUAAUGCUAGACAAAAAGUCAAAAUAAGCAUUUAUGUGGAGAUUUCAUUUAUUCAAAUGUAUAUGCAUUGGAAAUUUUUAUUUUUUCACCAAGGGUCUUACUGAGUGUGUUUUAAGCCCAUUACUAUGUCUCAAGAGGCCAGCCUUGCCCACACAGUGAAGAAAAUGUUCUCUAGGCACUCAGUCUCCCUUUGGAAAGAGAAUCAGUCCUUAGGUUUGCUUAUUAAAUGCAGACUUUCCACGUUGUCAUGAACAAAA
This is a messenger RNA of Vicugna pacos (alpaca), 2369 nucleotides long. RefSeq names its product methenyltetrahydrofolate synthetase domain containing (gene MTHFSD). Gene Ontology annotation, molecular function: RNA binding. The record is from RefSeq and is a predicted model, not a curated record. NCBI's taxonomy places the organism in Eukaryota, Metazoa, Chordata, Mammalia, Artiodactyla, Camelidae. Gene Ontology annotation, cellular component: cytoplasm.